Cyphomyrmex costatus is the source of this 1604-nucleotide messenger RNA. Its product is annotated as probable cytochrome P450 6a13. The transcript has a single exon. Lineage: Eukaryota; Metazoa; Arthropoda; Insecta; Hymenoptera; Formicidae. Bases 56 to 1561 code for a protein of 501 amino acids. Gene Ontology annotation, molecular function: oxidoreductase activity, acting on paired donors, with incorporation or reduction of molecular oxygen; iron ion binding; heme binding. The record is from RefSeq and is a predicted model, not a curated record.
GUCACAUCGAUUUAUCCGACCAAACGUUACAUACUCAUCAUACGAGAAAAGCAACAUGACUGUUGUGCUAGUGACUUUGAUUCUCGGGGCGCUAACAGCUCUUUACUUUUAUCUAACACGAAAUUACAAGUACUGGCAAAAACGUGGAGUUCCAUGUGUGGAUGGAGCCUUGCCGGGGUUCGGUAACAUGUUGUCGGUGAUUAGCAUGAAAACGCAUAUCGCUGAUUUCUGUUCCAAGAUUUACAAGGAUAACAAAGGUCGCAGCAUGGUUGGGAUCUAUGACUUUACGUCACCGGCAUUAAUGAUCAUCGAACCGACACUAGUGAAAGUGGUGCUGCAAACCAAUUUUUCAAGUUUUGCCGAAAAUGCUGUUCAUGUUGAUGUCGAAACUGACCACCUCUUGUCUUAUAAUCCUUUCGUUCUUUCCGGUGAGAAGUGGUUAAACAGCAGAAAACGAUUGACUUACGCAUUUUCGAGCAAGCGAUUAAAGAUUCUGCUCGAAAGCGUUAAAGAGGUGUGCGCGACGAUGGAGAACUACAUGGAUAGAAAGCUGAGCAACAACGAGACAGAAUUCGAAAUGAAGGCAUUAUUUUCCAGAUACACCGCGCAGGUAGUAGCUGGUGCUGGAUUCGGCGUAGAUGGAUACUGCUUCGAAGACGAAAAAAAAGAUAUAUCUUUUAGAAAACUCGGACAAUCCAUUUUCAAACCGUCUACACGAAGUAUAAUUACGUUCGCUCUCGUAUUUCUUAUUCCAUCGUUAAAUAAAAUCUUGAAACUAAGUCUAAUCCCGAAGCACGUUGACAAUUUCUUUAGAAGAUUAGUUGCAGAACUCAUGGAACAAAGGAGAAAGGAUGGGAUACCUAGGAAUGAUUUUCUUCAUUUGAUGGCUGAACUGGAGCGAGCGGAGGGCGACAAAUUCGAUGAUGUAAUGCUUACGGGUCAGGCUAUGUCAUUCUUUCUCGAUGGCUAUGAAACAUCCAGCACUGUUAUGAGCUUUGUUGGAUUUUAUUUGGCCCGUUACACAAAAAUUCAAGAGAAAUUACGCCAGGAAGUGGUAUCUAUGUUCAACAAAUACGGUAGUGAAAUCACAUAUGAAGGCUUGAGGGAGAUGACAUACAUGGAUCAGGUAAUAAAUGAAACUAUGAGGUUGGUACCUGCAGCAUUGCUGAUGAGGAAACAGUGCACAGAAGAGUUUGAACUUAAAGGAUCCGACGGAGUUGUUUGUCGCGUGUCACCUGAAACGAAAAUUCUAAUACCAGUUUAUGCUUUCCAUAAUGAUCCCCAAUAUUGGGAGAAUCCUGAGGAAUUUGAUCCUGAAAGAUUCAACUCCGAGAGGAAACACAGCAUCGAUAAAUUUACGUUUCUCCCAUUCGGUGAAGGCCCGCGAAUCUGUGUGGGCAUGAGAAUGGCCCAGUUGCAGAUAAAGGCAGGUUUGGCUAUAAUUUUGAGAAAAUACAGAUUUGAACUAUCCCCGAAAACGCAAAUACCAUUAAAGAUGAUUCCUGGCACUAUAUUACCGACACCAAAAGGAGGUCUCUGGGCAUAUUUUAAGCAGCUUUAAAUACAAAUUUCUUUUAAUUUUUUCAAGUUUUUAAUUGUACAUA